CUCUCCAGAAUGCAGCACUGCGCCGUUUAGAGAGCUCUAUGAAGAAUGGAGAGAGCAGACAGUGAGUGCCACUGAACAGCAGGAGUGACACAGAAAGCACUUCCUCGUCGGUGCUCUUUGCAGCAGACCGUUAAACGGAGAGGAUGCGCGCGGACUCCACGGCGCUCGGGAUCCUUUACGGUGUGACAGUUUGGGUCGCGAGCUGCCAUGGGGCCCGAGUGGUGAGCGGUCAGACUGUGUGUCAUGGCGGCCCUGAGAAGCCGUGCUAUAAAAUCGCGUACUUCAGUGACGUGUCGAGCCGUGUGGCCUUCUGGGAAGCUCAUCAAGUGUGUGAGGUGGACGGUGGUUCGCUCCUGAGUGUGGAGAACGUCGCUGAACAGCAGCACAUCGAACAGCUUCUGCAGAACCUCAGUAGGACCAGUUCAGGUCCGGGUAUUGCUGAUGGAGAUUUCUGGAUUGGUCUGACUCGUGUGGACAGCGGGAGUCCAGGGGAAUACGCGAGCUACAGUUCCUGUCCUGAUCUGUACAGAUGGACAGACGGAAGUGUAUCUCAGUUCAGGAACUGGUAUUUCGAUGAGCCGUCCUGUGGAGGGGAGGCGUGUGUAGUGAUGUACCAUCAGCCCACUGCUCAGGCUGGUUUAGGAGGACCGUACCUUUAUCAGUGGAACGAUGACAGGUGCAACAUGAAGCACAAUUUCAUCUGCAAGUACGAGCCAGAGAGCCACCUGGUGAAGGAGCAUGGAGACAGACCCGUGAGUCGUGAUACAGAACAUGAAGAAGAGACGAAAACUCCUGAUGUUUAUGAGGAGGAAAGCCUUUACGUCACCGUGGCAGGACCCUCAAGUAUGCUGCUGAUUUAUGUGAUCAUCCCGACCAUUCCUCUGCUCCUGCUCAUCCUCGUGGCCUCGGGGACAUGCUGCUUCCAGAUGCUAAGCAAGAGAAAACCACGGACGAAAACGAGCGUGGACCAGUCAACACUCUGGAUCUCCAAGGCGCCAAAAUCAGACAGCGCAAUGGAGGUGUAAAGGAAACUACGUUCUAUGGUUCACGCAAAUGCUCCAUCGUCUACAUACUUGUACGUGAUCUUCUAACGAAAUCCUCAGUGUUAACGUCGUGAUACACUUGACUCCUGUGAUAUUUUUCUAUGACGGCUUUUGCUGCUGUGUGCUGAAAUGAAUCUCGCCAAUUAUUUCAUUAAUCUAGGUUUCCUCUUCACCUAACAAGCCCAAUCCGUAAUCACGCCUUCAUUCCUGCGUAUCGUCUCUCAUCCUGCUCUCCGUUUCCUUCCCUCCCUCAGAGAGAGCCAUCAGAAAGCGCACUCGUUUGCAGAAGGAAAUCUUCAGCUAAUUGGCAGCAAACACAGAGAGCAAUUAAAUUACUAUAAUUAAGACGGGUGAAAGCCGUUACAGGAUCCACAUAAAGAGAUUAGUUUAAAGUGGCAGCUAAAACCAAAUAGAGUCGUGCCAGUUCGGAAAUUCCUCCGUGCCAGAAGAAAAGGCAGAUUAAAACUGCUUAUAUAUUAGCAUUAGAGCUUUAAUUUUUAAUUUUAAAGUCCCAGGGAAUAACACAGAGGCUUGUUAUCUAUAAAUAUCAAGUCUCAAGUCCUAAAUUUCGAAUUCAGAAUUAAUGCCGUUUCAAUAUUAAACAUUAGCAAUUAAUUGUAGUAUAUUAAGUGAGACUUAAACACUAGGGGUGUGCUGUUAUAGGAAAAUAAUCAACUGUGAUGAGUGAUGGCGCCCAACACUAAGUGGAGUUACUGUUGCCACCCCAAAGUUGAUUAUUUUCCAAUAAGAGCAUGCCGCAGUGUUCUAUUCCUCUUACGCCACAGUAAUUUGUCAAUGAUUACUUUUGUUUUAUUUAUUCAAGAACAGUACGUAGUACAAUUUAUCCAAUUAUUGUUACAUUUAAUCAAGUUAGCACAAAACAAGUUAGCUCUUGUUCUAACUUAAAUUAUAGAAGCUAUAAACAGCCUCUCUUUUUUCUCUAUCGGCCAGAAAACUGAAAAGCGUAAACUCUGUAAACUGUCCCGAAGACUUUUCCUGUGGUGGAAAUCUUACUGACUGUUACAAAGCGCUGACACUGGAGACUCCUUCCACGAAUGAUAUCGAAUCGAAUGUGAAGUCUAGGUCAUGUGACUUGAGUGCAGUGUAAAAUAUUUAAAAUGUUUGCAUGGUACCGUAUGUGAGUGUUAUGCUAAACAUCCACCUAACUAUGAAUUAAAAAAAAAACUACAGAAAUAUGAUAAAACAGUAUUCUAAACCAGCUAAAACUGGCUGAUCAGACUGAUCUGAGAACUGUUAGGUAGGUGUGGCAUAAUAUUCUAAUGAGCACAUUUGAUUGACAGCGAGAGUCUUCAAGCUUGCUAUGCCACUAAAGUACAAUUAAACACAACAACUCAGGAGAGAAUCGGGAAUGUACAGCUUGAUCCAGUUGUGGAGUUAGCACUUUAAGCUAUGCUUCCUAGCUUUGUGUUUGUUCACUAGCUCCACUUUUAUUUGCUAGCUUAGCUUUUGCUUGCUAGAUUAGCUUCCAUCAAAGAGUCAAAUAAAAUGUUCAAGCAGGAUUGCAUAGUUUUGCUAACAGCUUUGUGGAAGGCACAAGUACCAUCAGGUAUGUAAUUAGUACGGCUGAAUCUUACGCAAGAUUUCCCCAAGAUUAGCUCCGCCCACAUUGCAUCCAAAGGGAAAGGAAUGAUGACAAAGUUCAUGCAGACAUUACAAGUGAUUCACACUUCAUAAAUACACAAUGUAUCUCUGUAAAAGACAACAUUAGCCACAUUAGAUUACACAUUUAGGUUCCCUGGGGGUUUAAAACAACCACACUGGUGUUAGAACAAGUCGACACAUCCGUCAUUAUCCCCUGAGCGUUUCAGCUAGAGUAACAUUAGCAAAGCGUGUUUAUGUGACUGUGAGUCAGCUAUAGAAAGCCUUAGCAGACGUGGAUAUUUUUAUACGAUGUGUUUGAAAUUCUGACAUUCUGCUCAUUCUUAUAUAUGCAGUUUUUGCUCGUAAUAUUGAUCCAUAAUUUAUCAUUAAAACUGCAUAUAUAAAAGUGGCAAAUCUGUAAAAUUUCACAAUGCGUGUUGUAUAACGUGGAUUAAAUUCAUCGCCCAUACAGUAUAUACCUAUAGAAACAUGUCUGCUUGUAAAGUACAGAUCAGUGGGUUUAUUCUAUAUGUGUUUGAUUCAGAGGUCUUGUUUUCAUGUCUAUUUUUUGGGGCAGUCACGGGGAAAACCGUUAAAUAAAAGGAUGAUUGUGAAGACGUUCAA
This is a messenger RNA of Pangasianodon hypophthalmus (striped catfish), 3269 nucleotides long. It is a transcript of the gene chodl, whose product is annotated as chondrolectin. Bases 144 to 1025 code for a protein of 293 amino acids. NCBI's taxonomy places the organism in Eukaryota, Metazoa, Chordata, Actinopteri, Siluriformes, Pangasiidae. The transcript is spliced from 7 exons. The record is from RefSeq and is a predicted model, not a curated record. Gene Ontology annotation, cellular component: cytoplasm. Gene Ontology annotation, biological process: positive regulation of axonogenesis.